Messenger RNA from Pogoniulus pusillus (Red-fronted tinkerbird), 4187 nucleotides. RefSeq names its product cadherin related family member 5 (gene CDHR5). The coding region runs from base 121 to 2223 and encodes 700 amino acids. Lineage: Eukaryota; Metazoa; Chordata; Aves; Piciformes; Lybiidae. The record is from RefSeq and is a predicted model, not a curated record. Gene Ontology annotation, cellular component: membrane; adherens junction; catenin complex. Gene Ontology annotation, molecular function: calcium ion binding; cadherin binding. Gene Ontology annotation, biological process: calcium-dependent cell-cell adhesion; cell-cell adhesion mediated by cadherin; cell morphogenesis. The transcript is spliced from 14 exons.
AGCCAACCAAUUGUGCCUCCAUGGAGCAGUGAAGAGAGAAGACAGAAGUGGGAGAAGCAGGGGGAGAAGAGAAUCACUUUAAACAGAAACAGAGACCUGCUUGUCAGCUGGCAACUCACCAUGGCUGCUUCUCACUGGCUCCUCACUUCAGUGCUCUGCCUGCUGCCCUUCACAGCACACGUUUCAGCACAAGGAUGCUCUGUGGAUAACAACAGACCCAGUGUUUCUGAGAACAACCCAAUUGGCUAUGUGGUAGCCACGAUCCAUGUGGAACCAGGCUUCACUGCAACAAUUGAUCCAACUUCCCCUGAUGCCAGUUUCUUCAUGAUUCAGGACUCUAAGCUGAAGCUGACCCGAAGUGUGGACUACGAGGAAGAAACUUUGCUGUUGGUGUCCGUGGUCUGUGAAAACGCUGCUGGGGAGAGUGACUCUUUGGAAAUCUUUGUGACCAUCCUCAACGAGAAUGAUAACAGCCCAGUGUUUAAGCAAACAAAUUUCACUGAAGUUGUUCCUGAGGAUACAAAAGUGGACUCAACCAUCAUAGCCCGGGAAGAGUUGAGUGCCAGUGAUGCUGACCUGGACAUCAUUUAUUAUGAGCUCACGACCACAGUGCCGGCCACAGAUGGUUACUUUGCCAUAAGAGGAGUUAACAACCCAGAGAUUUAUUUACAAAAAGCACUCGACUAUGAGAAAUUUAAACAGACAACACUGAUCUUGUAUGCAAGGGACAGGCCUGUGACCAGCACUGACCCCACCAACACAGCUAGUGCAACAAUAAAUAUCAUCAUUGAGCAAGCUGACACCAAACCACCCUGGUUCCUACCCUGCACCUUCAUUAACGAGGAGAGGAGCAUUUGCAUCAGCAACCUCUACACUGGCAGGGUCAAUAUGUCCGAGAUGGCGACAGAACCACUCAUCCUAGAGCCAGGACCUGUCUAUGCUAUUGAUCCUGACUACACCAUCAAUGAAAGAAUCAUCUACAGCAUUGUUAGUGGGAACACGGACAAUGUCUUCUUCAUGGACACUGACACAGGGAAUAUAACAAUGAACAAGCCAGCAUCUUCUCCAGACUCCUACCUGCUGCAAGUCAUGGCCACCCAAGUCAACAACAUCCAGAAAUACUCCAUAGCUAAUGUGGAGAUUAAGGUCAUCAACAAAAGUAAUCAUGCACCAUACUUUGAGAGCAGGAUCUACAAUGGGAUAGUGCUUGUUAAUCAGGUCCCAGGAAGCUUUGUCUUUCAAGCUGAGCAUCCUUCAAGCCCCCUGAUGAUAACAGCAGUGGAUGAUGAUUUCCCUGAUAAAGUCAACCCCAACAUUGAGUACCACAUAAACGACAACACAGAUUUCACUGCAACCAAAGAUGGACUCAUCCUGACCAAUGUGGUGCUGCAGUCCCCAGGAACUGUAACCCUUGAGGCUGUUGCAAUAGAUGUGGUGAGCCUGCAGAAAGCGAGCACGGAGGUCGUGGUGCAGGUUGUCCUUGCUACAGAUGUAAGCUCCACUAAUAAUCCAUACAGUGCUCAGGAUAUGGCCAUCUUAGGUGGGACACUGGCAGCACUGCUACUGGUUGCCUUAGUCUUCCUUGGAGUGAUGCUGUACAAACAGUAUGGGAAAAAAGUCAAUAACAUGAUGAGGAAAAAGCUCUCCAAGAAAACCUCUAAGGGUUACCACAAUCAAUCUUACAAGCAAGAUGAGCAGCCAGAUGUGAGCCCUACAGCCCAUGAGGCCUCCGAGAAGGGCAGUGUCAGGUCAGCGACAGAUGUGCAAGAGCAGCCAGCACUGGCCUCAGUUUUUCCAAUCACGGAAGAAUCUGAGAGCCUCCCAGAAGCUUCUGUAGCUUCCACCGUUGUCUUCGACCAGGAGAAGAAAGAGGAUGAAGUGGAAGAAGAGGCUGAGCGUGAGAAAGAAGUGAAAUCUAUCCUCAAGACAGACAGGCAGGCGGCAAACGAUGGCUACAAAGCUGUGUGGUUCAGGACUGAUGUGGAUCCUGAAGCUGGAGAAAGCAUUGAGGUGAUCGAGGACAACGCAGUAGAGAGUGAUGAUGACAGUGACCAAGACUUGCAGAGGAAUGAGGAAGAGGAGGAGGAAGAGGAUGAUGACAAAGAUCACCUGCACAGGGGACAAGGAGUGUCCUUUGCCUCAGAGAACUCGUCUGUGCCAGCUGCAGAAGUGGCUGUCAACAUGUCCCGCGCAGACUCGCUAGCAGAUGACAGUAGCCUAUAGAGGAGGCAGGCCUGCACUGCUCCCCAAAACAGAGGAAGCCCAGCAGCUUUGCUGGCAGGAAGCCUCUCUUCCUGCCCAGGGGGUACACUGGAAUGCAGGAGGACAAGGCUGCCUGCCCUGCUUGCUUGAAUGCACUGAUUAAAGCUGGAAGACAUUACAGCUAACUCAAGCUUUUAGGGAGACCUUGAAAUAGCAGCUGGGAUUUUGGGGGUUGACAAACCCAUGUCUCACCUUUCCACCUUCCUGCCUCUUGCCUCUCAUAUCUUAGUCUGAACCUGGCUGCAGGUACAGCAGAGAUGUAGCUGAACUGACUCUGAAGCAGUUUGCCCAGCUCAUGGUAGCAAUCAGUUACACAACAAGGUGUCUUCUUCUCCUGGUGGGAACAUAAGCAAGCCAGCAGUGACUGCUGGGCUGUGCCCUUUAUUAGGGUGUCAGUUUGAUGAUGCCAGCUGCAGGGCAUAAGCCAGCACAAGUCACUCUGGUUCUAAUUGCCCAUAUGAUUGUAUCCAGGAGCAGUCUUGAGGGCUUGGCUGUGCUCUCCACUCUGUGACCUCAGUGCAAACAGCUGGUAUGUGACACUAUGGUCCUCAUCGUCUCAGCAGCCAGAUUUCAUACUCAGGAACUGCUGGUUCCUCUGGCAUGGUAAAUGAAGACUGAGCACUGUAAACCAGGACUGAUCAUAUCUUCUUCACUGAUGGACUUUGUCAUCCAUUUUUCUAUGUCAUAAAAGCACUGUCAUAAAACUGCUAACUGUGCAGUGCUUCUGUAGGUGUCUGUCUCCUGUCUGUUGGGGAAAGGCAGAGCUCUGUCAUGACCUGCCUAGAAAAUGCCAGAGCUCCUUCCAGCUCCAGGUUUUUAGCAGCAAAGGCCAUGGUUCCAGAGGUGCAGGGUGUGGGGGCAGCAUAUUCUUCCCCUUGUCCAGCUAGGAUCAAGGUGCUGCUGAAUGUUAAGGUCAGUAUUGCCUCCAGUGCCAGAUGCCACUACCCUUUCUCUGCUCCCUUCCUGUCUCAGAUGCCAACUCCUUUUCAUGCUACCUUUAUCCAUCCCUGAGUAGCUUCGCAGGCUUGUUAGAUGGUGAAAUAAAUCCUUCAAGCUUUAGCUAGAACUGAGAUGCAGCCUGAGAGCAGAACUGCCUCACUGAGAGUAAGUGAGCUCUGCUGUGGUCAGCUCACAAGUUCAGGUUUGAGCUGGAAAACCUGCUGACCUCUGGACUAACUUCAUGAGAUGACAGCGCCAUGAUCUGAUGGAUGCCUCCACCCUCAACCCUCCCUCAUCUUUCAGCAAUAUUGUCUCCAUUUAUGCUCCUGCCAUAAAGCCCAGUUUAGCACAGUGAGCACACUCUGAGUAAAGUGUUUGAUGCUCUGGUUGACCUCCCAUCUCUUCCUGCAGUUGGCAACCAAAAGUUGGGCUGAUUCCCAGUGGCUGAAAAUACACAUCAGAAGCAGCAAGCUAUCAGCAGCUGCCCCUGGUUUUCUCAUUUUGGGGCUGGUUCCAGAGCAGACAGGCACUGCUGAGUGUUUUCACUGCAGGGGUGUCCAAGACAGGGAUGCAGUAGCAGAAGUUUGCGUCACUCAAGUUUAUCUCACUUCCUCAGCUUAGCACAAUAGCAGAGGAUUGCAACAAGAUAGAGAAGCAAACCCAUGAAUAACCCUGCCCCUGUGAGCCAAGCUCCACAUUGAUGUCCUUACUCCAAGUACCCCCUAGAGAGAGACAAACCAGAGCAUGGUUAAUGGGAUCUUCACAUACACCAAAGCACAUAUGAUAUCCAUGGAGGUUUUUACCCUCUUGGUUGAAAGAUCUAGAACACAGGUCUUGCAAGAAGCAGCUGAGCAACCUGGGAUUGUUUAGCCUGUGGAGAAGGAGGCUGAGGGGAGACCUUCUGGCUCUCUACAACUCUCUGUAAGGAGGCUGCAGCCAGCCUGGGAGUCAGGCUGUUCUACCAAGGAACAAGUGAGAGGACAAGA